UAUGACAUCAUUCGGAUAUAUUAUAGGAAGAUCCGAUUGAUGGAUAUGAGAACCCCGCUUCUAUAUGAGGUCAGCAGAUUACUCUUCCUUGGCAAUGAGGCGCUGCUGAGGUAUCACUCCGGCUAUCCUCACUCGUGGAAUGGGAGAAGGGUAUUCGCCCAUUGUCUAUAUAGAAUAGCUAGAUGCUGGCUCCUCAUCAAAGAAGCCAGUGAUUUGUUUCUUUUUCUCCUACUGAAAUAUAUACAAGAGUUACUGCAUGCCUCAUACAAUCUUCUUAGUAUACUAAGUACCAUAUCUGUGAUAUCCUCGCAAUAACCCUGUAGCCUAUGAGCUCACUAUUCAAGCAAGAUAGUCAAGCCCACUCAUACAGCUCCCCAAACAACUACCCCUACAUGACGCCGCCGACUAGCCACCGCUUCGGUUCCGCCACAUUACAAUUCGAAUCGCUGGAAUCAGGUCGAGCUCUAACAGACCGAUAUGGCCCCACGCACCCGCGCUGGGACCGACCCGACACCACCCUCUGGGGGAAACACUACACCAUUCCCUAGAGUGUGUACACCUCUACCCCAGCAGAAAUCUGAGAUUCCUGAACUCACUGCGCAUUUUGGCAUGGGCUCUCCAACCGCCCUGCCACCGCCGCGGCCCCUACACACCUACAUCUAUCAUGAAGAUAGAGAGAUUAAGGUCAGAGAUUCACUGAGAUACAAGAGAAACAUCUUGUCUGAAUUCCACAGCUUUAUCUGUAUUCUUGAACAGAAAUUCCAUCUUAAUCUGAGUCAGUAUAAUACUCAUGAGAUAUAAGUAAUAUAUACUGCUAACCUUCUUGAAGACAUCUCUGUGACUACUUGAGUCAUCAAGAAGAGAAAGCUUGAGUAUAUUAAUACUAUUAUAACUUAAGAAGAAUUCAAGAACUUUCUACUGAA
Molecule: messenger RNA, 923 nt
Organism: Blastomyces dermatitidis ER-3
Lineage: Eukaryota; Fungi; Ascomycota; Eurotiomycetes; Onygenales; Ajellomycetaceae
Exons: 1
Coding region: 478-801 (107 amino acids)
Source: RefSeq, a predicted model, not a curated record